AUGUCUUCGUCCGAUCAGUCUUCUGGCGCAGUUUCCGUUGCGGAGUCAAAGGAUUUGGUUAUAUCCGACGUUGCCGAGAGCCUCAAACAAGCCAAGGAAUUCCUCUCCCGAAACCGACCUGUCAACAUCAACAGUGGCAACAACAACGGAGACAGCGGCAACGACGGAAGCAGCCACACUAGCCAGGACGACUAUCAGAGAAUGGAAAAUCAAGCGGAGAAGUUAAGUAAAGAUCUGAUUUACAUAGGAGAAUCCUUCAAGAGUCUCAAGGGCUUCGAGGACAUAGCAAUUGGCCUCCUCGAAAAACUUAAACUACACAGCUCCGACGCUUUGGGAACUAGUGUACCCAAUGUUUCCUCACGACCCAAGCAGCUCCGAGCCAAGCUUCGCGCGAUCGACAAGAUUGUGAUGGAGUUGAAGCUCCGGAUCCCGCUACCCUAUAAGCUGUCCUCCGAUAAAUCCGACGCCCAUCGGUACACACGGGGUGGCACCGAGUUUGAUGACUUGGACGUGAUUGAUGAUUUGCCUGUCUUACAUGUUGACAUGGGAUUUCGGAAUAGCUUGGCUUUCCAAGAUUUUCAGUCAGUAUAUGAGAGUCUUGAGUCCACAACAAAGCUGUGCUUGCUGUGUUUUGCUUUAAUCCCGGAAAAUGAGAUUGUGAAGAAGAGGUUUAUGACCUAUUGGUGGGUUGGAGAAGGCUUUGUUAGACCAGAGGUUGAUGAUGGAACCUUGGAAGAACGGCGGUCGGUUGAGGAAGUUGCUGAUGGAAUCUUCAAAGAGCUGGCGAAGAAGCAUUGCAUUGAGCCCGUUAAUGAGAAGCACAGGUUAGUCGUGGACAGUUACAAGAUGAAUCCUUGUAUUCGUUCGGUGGUGAUUGUACUUGCCAAAGAAGCUGGGUUAUUUGAUUUUGAUAACGAAAAAUGGAAUCCCACUACCAAUUUUAAGACAUCUCACCGGGCGUAUUUAGUCAAUGGAUUUUCUCAGGAGUUGGUGAAAUUUUUCAACGAAUCGGCUACAGAGAAACGUGGCGCCGAAUUGGAUCUAGAGAAACUGCAAACAAUAUUCAAUGUCAAUGAGCCGUAUCCUGACUUUUUCAAGUCGGAGUGGUUCUCAAAGUUGAAGAAUGUCAAGGUUCUUUAUCUGGGAAGGUGGCAGACCUCAGCUAAGCAUCAUAUUGAAGUAGAGAGCGUUGAAUUCUUGAAAGGGUUGAAAAAUAUGAAACUUUUAAGGUUUUUAAGCCUUCAAGGAAUUUCCAGAAUUACCAAGCUUCCUGAUUCUGUCUGUAAGCUCUUAAAUUUGAGGAUCUUGGAUCUUAGAGCUUGUCACACUCUAGAGGAGCUUCCAGAUGGAAUAGGCUCACUCGAGAAUCUGACGCACUUGGAUAUAUCCGAGUGUUACUUGCUAGAGUACAUUCCCAAAAAGAUUAAGUUUCUCUCAAAACUCCGAGUCCUUAAAGGGUUUGUAAUUGGUGACCGUUGA
This is a messenger RNA of Corylus avellana, 1479 nucleotides long. Lineage: Eukaryota; Viridiplantae; Streptophyta; Magnoliopsida; Fagales; Betulaceae. The record is from RefSeq and is a predicted model, not a curated record.